This is a messenger RNA of Schistosoma margrebowiei, 741 nucleotides long. Lineage: Eukaryota; Metazoa; Platyhelminthes; Trematoda; Strigeidida; Schistosomatidae. The record is from the annotation of a GenBank genome assembly.
AUGGGUAGAGGAUGUACUACGUUUCUCGUCGUUGCAUUAAUGACGUUUAAUGUAAUAUUUCUCUUAAUUGGUGCCGCAAUACUAUGUUUUGCCGUAUAUUGUUAUGUGGAUUCAUUAAUUCAAAGUGCAGUAUCUCGUUCUGGACAUGCCGAUAAAAUGCAGAACUUAUUAUAUGCUCUUAUCGGUCUAGGCUUGUUAACGAUUGUUGUGGCUGUUUUUGGAUGUUGUGGAGCAUAUCAUGAAUCUCGCUGCCUACUUGGAACAUACUCUAUUUGUUUAACUAUUAUGUUCGGAGUUGAAAUAGCUACAGCGGCUCUGUGUCUAGUAUUUAAAGUUGAAACGGAAAGAAGGAUUAUUCAAGCUUUAGAAAAUAUUAUAAUACGAUUUAAAAAUGAAUCAGUUGAUGAACACUUUGACAAAAGUGAUUCUUACCGUGAUUGGAUACAAAAAAGCCUUCAUUGUUGUGGUAUCAACGGAAUGAGUGAUUAUCCAGGAUUAACUGUCCCAUUAUCAUGUUGUAUUCCGAAGCAUCGAAAUUGUCCAGAAAAAUCUGCCUCGUACACUAUAGGGUGUAAACAAGUAAUUAAUGAUUUGGUGAAAGAAAAAUUUCUCAUGGCAAUAAUCCUUAUUAUGAGUGUUCCAGUAUCAAAGUUAUUCGCAUUACUAUUUGCUAUACUUUUAUGUUGUUCAGUAAAACAACGAAAUGAGGUCGAAUAUACUGAAGUACAUGUGAAUGUUUAA